Suillus subaureus is the source of this 821-nucleotide messenger RNA. RefSeq names its product carbonic anhydrase. Gene Ontology annotation, molecular function: zinc ion binding; carbonate dehydratase activity. The record is from RefSeq and is a predicted model, not a curated record. The transcript is spliced from 4 exons. Gene Ontology annotation, biological process: cellular response to oxidative stress; cellular response to carbon dioxide. Lineage: Eukaryota; Fungi; Basidiomycota; Agaricomycetes; Boletales; Suillaceae. Bases 159 to 821 code for a protein of 220 amino acids.
CUUAUCUUUCCUUGUUGUUUGUCCGGUGAUCAUCUAGUCAGCAGUGCCAGCCAACGUGAUAUAGUAAGAGCACAAGUCGCUUAUCCUUAGCGCCAUAUACGUCCGAGUCUGUGGUCCGACCGCCCUCCGAAACCUCUUCGCCUCUCACUCUCCGCAGCAUGUCUCACGAGUCCAUCGAAACCCUACUCAACGCCAAUGAGGAGUGGGCGCAAAGUGUAAUCAAGGACACAUCCAAUUUUUUUACUCAGACGGCCACCGGCCAGAGCCCCAAGGUUCUUUGGAUUGGCUGCUCUGACUCGCGAGUGCCGGAAUCCGUCAUCACAGCUUCUAGGCCUGGCGAUAUCUUUGUGCACAGAAACAUCGCCAACCAAUUCCACCUCAACGACGAUAGCGCACUCUCAGUCCUCAUUUACGCUGUCAAAGUAGUCGGUUUCGAUUCUUCCUCUAACGGGUAUACGUCGUUAACAGUCGUCCUCGUCGGUCAUACCCACUGCGGAGGUGCUGCUGCUUGCCUGAAAGCAGCCAAAGAUGCAGCCGCCGACACCGGCGCGUCCCAACCCGACAUUCCACUCACGCGCUGGCUAAGCCCCCUCAUCGCGCGCGUUCAAUCCCUCGACCUCUCCGCGUGCUCUGAAAGUGAAGCGUUGGACAAGGUCGUUGAAACCAAUAUCAUGAUGCAGGUCGAUAAUAUCUGCAAGUCGGAACCGAUCACCACUGCGUGGGCAGACCCCAAUGCCAAGAAAGUCACUGUGCAUGGAUGGAUGUACGACCUCUCCCGUGGACGCAUCGAUGAGCUCGUCUAUCGGGAAGCUCAAGCGUGA